Messenger RNA from Mizuhopecten yessoensis (Yesso scallop), 6295 nucleotides. Its product is annotated as ornithine decarboxylase-like. Gene Ontology annotation, cellular component: cytoplasm. Bases 40 to 1275 code for a protein of 411 amino acids. The record is from RefSeq and is a predicted model, not a curated record. The transcript has 12 exons. Gene Ontology annotation, molecular function: ornithine decarboxylase activity. NCBI's taxonomy places the organism in Eukaryota, Metazoa, Mollusca, Bivalvia, Pectinida, Pectinidae.
GGAGGAAUCGAUCAGACGAGAAUAACAACGUCUAAGAAAAUGACGGAUAACGAUAUGCUGAUUGUUGAUGCGAGGUUUUCCCAUUCAAACUACAUCAAACGAGAGAUUGCUUACCAGACAGAGCUGGGUAUAGACGAUCCUCUGGUUAUCGUUGAUAUUGACGAGGUGGUGGAGAGGUACAGAAAAUGGUACAAUUUGCUUCCAAGGGUGGAGCUAUUCUAUGCUUUGAAGUGCAACAAUGAUGAAAAAAUAGUUGAUGUCCUUGUAAGACUAGGGAGUAGUUUUGACUGUGCGAGCAAGGCUGAGAUACAGCAGAUGUUAGACCUAGGAGUCGAUCCGUCACGCAUCAUAUACGCCAACCCAUGUAAACAAAACACACAUCUUUCUUACGCCAAGAAACACAAUGUAGAUCUGAUGACAUUUGACAGCGAGGAGGAAUUGAUCAAGAUCAAGAUGUUGUAUGGAUCAGCAAGACUACUGUUGAGGUUUCGGCCGAAUCACACCUAUACAGUCAUGUAUGACCUAGGGGAGAAGUUCGGUUGUGUCUUUGAAGAGGCGCUGGAUUUGUUUAUAUCGGCAAAGAACAAAGGCUUGAACGUCAUUGGUGUGAGUUUCCAUGUUGGGAGUAACUGUCUCAGUUCCGACGCAUUUGCUUUGGCAAUCAAAGAAGCUCGGAGGAUCUUUGACAUGGGACUAAAGGUCGGAUUUGGGAUGAACGUCCUUGACAUCGGAGGUGGAUACCGAGGCAGAGAUGUUGAUCAUCCGACCAUAGAAGAGAAUGCAGACAUCAUAAACCAGUGCCUUGAUGAGUAUUUCCCUGAAGCAGAAGGAGUAAAAGUAAUCGCCGAACCAGGACGUUACCUUGUAGAAACUGCUGUCAGCGCUGCAGCCAAUAUCAUAGGCCGGAAGUUUGUCUAUGACCAUGACAAAAAACGUAUUGAACAUGUUUUGUACAACAUCAAUGAUGGGAUAUAUGGAUCUUUGUGUCGGGUGAACGAUGGUACGAAGGUACUUGUUAUAUCACCAGUUCUAAAAAAGGCGAUGACAGAAAAGCACAACAGUACUGUGUGGGGUCCAACAUGUGCUUCCCCGGAUUGCCUAGAAAAAGACAUCCCUUUACCAUUAAUGGAGGUGGGAGAAUGGGUACAUAUUAGUUAUGUAGGAGCCUACUCGCUAUGCGGCGCGACCAACUUUAACAGCAUGCCACGACCAAAGCUGUAUUACUUCUGUUCACGUCACACUUGGGCAUCCUUACAAAACCUGAUGGAUCAUUGAACUUGAGCUAGAACAGCCGUCAUCAGAUUAGAACAGUAAAACUUGUACAUAUGACCAGGGCUUACACUGCUGCCGUUUUGGUUUUGAGGAAUGCUUUCCUUCAGGCUACAUUGGUUUCAGCUUGAUUUUUAAGGGGUUCGUGUUUAUCCUUUUGUUUUAGCCCUUAUUUUUGUUACUAAUUAUAACUUAUCACUUUUUUCUGUUUGUAUUAACUUAAGGUGUCAUUUGGUCCUUCUGUGUGUGGAUGUUGUGAUACAUUUUGAUUCUAUUUUUUUCAUAUAGUGUUGUAAUAAUGUGAUCAUUGUUGCCAUACAGUAGUAAAUGACAACAAAUAGAACUGACUGUCUUAUUGUCAAGGGAAAAUUACCGGCAUUACGGAAUCAUUUAAUUAGUAUAUGCGAACGCUAAAUUAAAGUUUAUAGCAAUCAUCUUAUUGUAACUUCUUUCUUCAUUAUAGUACAUUGUAUAAUCAUUGCAAAGGAUGAGUGUCUAUAAGGCCCUUUUUUGGACCCGGUAUAUUCAGAUGUUCACCCUUCUUAUUUUGUUCAAAGAUGUCCUAUUGUAUUACAUGCGGAAAAACUAAGGUUUUUAAGCUCACUUUGAAAACAGCAAACUAUAUUUGUGAUUUACCCUACCCCUUUUGGUGCCGCCAAAAACCCACUUUCGGCCAAACUUUUAGCUUAGUUUUUCCGCAUGUCAUACAAUAGGACAUCUUUGAAAAAAACAAGAAGUAAAAAUCUGAAUAUACCGGGCCCAAAAAAGGGCCUUAUAGACACUCACUCAUUCUUUUGUCAAGUACAUGUAGCUGCUCAAACAUUCUAGAAAAAAUGUCAAUGUGAUCUCAUUAAAUCAGGUCUCUGAAUUUCGUACAUUUAGAUGUGUAAAUGAAGUCUAUUCUGAAAUGCUCUCCGGUGUGUUUAAAUCUUUAUCGAUGACAAAUAAAAUGAGAAAAACACAUUUUUUGGGCAACAUUUUGACAUUUUAUUUUGACAUGCUGGUGACACAUAGAAGACGGGUAACAACAUCACAAUACACAGAUAUGUGAAUAAAGUCUUCACCACUGUUACUAGCCAUCAAUUGAUUCACCAGAACUAGCCGAAAGAAAUUGGACAUAACAUAUUUUAUAUUCUGCCAUUUAACUUUAGGAGGGAUUGCAUAAUUUAGAAAGUUUUCAUAUAUGCGAAAAAAUCAUGUAAAAACAAUACUGCAUAUCUUCAAACAGGCAAGUCAUUCGCAGCAGAUUUUACCUGCGUGUGUGCAAGCCUUUGUUUUCAUGUGAAAUUUAUUAAAAAAAACACGAUUCAUGAGAAUCUUGUGCGAAAAGGAAAAUAAAAUCUUCACGUACAAACUUUAUUUUUUUCAAAAUAAUUUCACCUUGAUAAUUAAACUUGAAUACACAUGAAAGAAAUGAAUGUAAAUAUUAUUCCAAAAGUAUACAGAAUGCAAAGUGUGAAACCUUAUUUCUUACAUUAAACUUAUUUAACUGUUCAUAUUUAACUCACGUCAAAGCAACAACUUGUCUGCUAAGUAUAACCGAUGUCAGGAAAUGUAUAACCACAACAUAUACAAUAGGAAUGUUAUUCACUGGAGACAGUAUUACGUAUAUAGAUACAUAGUUCGGAGGCGUUCAAGAAAAUCUUACCCUAAUCAAAGUAUGAAAUUUAACCUUAUAUUAUAUAUCAUAGGCUACAUUACACAACCCCCAUCCCUAUAACGCAAGACAACCGCUACAACAUUUUGUUUUCUUCAGUAAUAUUAUCUUUAUUGGUUAUUUCUUAGUAAAAGAACAGUGAAAUUUUCUUUUACUGACUAUUCCUUUACACAUUGAAUAAGUCUUAAAAAACCCUCAUAAAUAUCUACUACCAAGUCUGUCAAUGUUAGUUAAGAUCUACUGAAAAUUACUAAAAGACAAAAAAAUCUCAAAAUUGUGGUGUCUAGUAGAAUAUGAUCCCGACAUCGGUAAAAUAGACAUGAAAAGUAUGUUCUUUAUUUUUUCUCUGUGGAACUGAACUUCUGAAAACUAAAACAUCUAAAAUACCUAUAAAACUUGAAAUGUUGAUACUAGAAAAAAUCUUGAUGACUUUUCAGUCUUAUUCAGAAAAUAAAUUAUGUAAUGUAUUCAUAGCAAACUACAUUGUCUGUAAUAUCUUUUUGGAUUUUUACUUAAUUUGUCCAUCAUUAUUUAUCUGGUAAAGAACAUUGUAAGUGUCAAACUAUUAACAUAAUAUUUAUAUUAGGCUUGAAUUAUAUAUAAAAUAUUGAGAAUUGGUUCCAGACGUUCUCGUGCUCGAAUAUCAAUUAGUUAUGUUCCAAUUUCAAUUCGAUGUCUGUUUCGUAUUUGAUUUCAUUACAUGAAUACGAUAUCAUCACUGAAUAAACUUUUUGCAUAUAACUUCAUGUUAUGACAUCCAUCGUGACAUGAUAAUACAGAUGACAACGUGUCAUCACGACAUUGUGACAUCGAAUUGAAGUCAUUAGACAUUGACGAUAGACUGCGCUAAUAUGGUUUCGCAAUUAUCACAUUCAUUCUUGACAAUUUGAGAGAAAAAAAACCGGAUUUAUUUUCAUUUCAUGUGAGAAUUGUUUUUAUCAUGACAGAGCUUCGUUGCACUGACAAUUUCUACACUUUAUGGUAUACGAAAUGGAGACUCUUUUAAGAUACUACGAGUGUAUAUAUAUAUAUAUGUAUUUUGUAACUUAAAAUUACGAUAAAAACGAGUAUUAAAUAAAAAUUCCGUAAAGGGCUUAAUUUCUUUGUUGCAUUAUUUCGUUUACAUUUAAUAACAUGAUUGAUAAUCAAUCAAAAUUUAAUUCGGAGGGAUUACAAUAUGGCUCUACAUAUAAAUAUGGAGGGGAUUGAUUUUCACAAGAAAACAAUAAAGCACAAUAGGAGCGCAUUUACACAUUUUGAUUGACAAUCUCAACAUGACGAGAAACAGUAAGGGUAAGACACACAUACAUUUAUACAUUUUCCACAAAGGAUUAUAAACAAUAUAAGAAUAAUGAAAUAUAUCAAAAUGCAUAGAUGAAAUGAUUCCUUCAAAUUACUGAUUUACGUAUAUGUAGACAAACAACACGAGGAGAGUAUUUCGUGUACAAACAAACACAUAGUGAGCCUAUAGCUAUCGAUCAAUACUUGUUCUCUUUGAAUUUUGACAAUUACAAAACAUACGAGUAGACAUAUUCUUUUGUUUAUUACAAAAGUACUAUCUAUUAUUAGUAAAAGCUCGUUAAUCCAGAUAUUCUCGUCAGAUAAUGAAUGUAAGUCAUGAUCCACAAAAGCUGUGUUUCAUUUAUCUAUAAAUUAACUACAUAUUUUUUUCGCUUGGAACCGGAGUGUCCAGAUUAACCCAGUCCAACAGUAUUCUAUAAACAAAAGUACCAGCUAUAUGUGGUGCAUAUUUUACGUAGAUUUACUUCACACGCGGUUGUUGGUUUUUCUGAUUGUAUCUAAUGUGAUCGUUAUGAGUUACGAGACAAUUUUCCCAAUAACAUUCAAAUAACAACCUUUUUUAAUUAUGGCAACUCAAUAUCUUAUAAGUCAAUAAAACCUUUUGAAUUCCACAAUGUAUCUAUCGAUAUACCUACAUAUAUUUCUAUGUUCAUGUCUUGUCAUAAAUAGUAACAGACUUUUUAACAUACAAUCAACAAUUUAUAUAAUAAUAAUUGAACAGACAAUCUUUAAAUUACACAUCAUUGGUAUUUUUCUUCAUAAAACGUAUUUGCAUUUGGAAUUUCCUUUAGGAUUUCUCAUCCGGGAAAGCCUUGAUUUCAUCUGGAACAGCCAACGACUUAUUUUAGCACAAAACCCUGACGACUAACAUGACUAUAUAUAUAUAGUGAAAUAGUGCAGAGUGCAACACUACUUCUGGCAUUUUUAGUGCGUAUUUCAAUAAUAUUGCGCAAAUUUCAACUUUUGGAAGGAUUAGGGAUAACAAUAAGCAUACUUAUGUAAUUAUAGAACAUUUUGAUUUGAAAUGAAGUCGAAUUCACCAGUAUUUAAAAACACAAUUAAUUGGCAUAAAAACUACGGGAAACGAACAUGGUUUAUAUUUGUGACAUUUGUUCUGAGUAAUAAAUAUGUUAUACUUCACACCUGUAUUAAAGGUAAAUCUAAUAUCACAGAAUAUUUUAAUAUGACUUUUUUAUAUAACAGUUUAUAUAAUAAUUAUUGUCCUAUAUGCUCAUCUGUUAGAUUAUUAUCCCAACAUUGUAUAUAUAAAAUCCUUUUGACAACAAUCAACAAUACCCUCUAUGUAUCACGAUACAGGAUAAAUCUAACUAAUCUAUCUCGGUCUUUUUCUACACCAAAUUGUAUCUUACAUAUAUCACCUAUAUUGAAAAUAAUAUUUUUUUAAAAAUAGCUUUACAGCUCUUGAGUAUAAAAAUCACAAUCGUUCCUUGUAAUUUUACAUCAACCACUUUAUCAUAGUAAUUGUGACUACACUUACAUGUAUAUGUAUAAGUCGAUAUAAAGAUCUACAUACAACACUGAAAAUAACAUUAACAAGAUUGUAUAAAAACACUUCACAACAUCAAAAACACUGAAGGAAACAAAUUUAGGUUGUAAAAUGAGUUUGACAAUUCAUCCUAUAUUUCAAAUAUUAAGGAGAUUUUGAUAUGAUGUAGUUGAUAUUUCAAUUAACUGUGUUUGUCGAUUUUUUAUUUAUUUUUACCACAAUUACUGAAUAAUUCAAAAAUCUGCAAAUUCUUAAAGGACCUUCACAACAGUAAAUGUUUUGUCGGUGAUGAUCUCUAAGAACAGAUGAAAACGUUCCUUAGAUUCCCUUCUCUGCUAUAUACUAAUGAUAAUACAGCAACUUUCGAUAUAAUCAUGUGCUACACUUUGAUACUUUCUGUGGCCCAAUAAUUAUAUUUUAUGAUAACUAGCAUUAACGUAAGCCUGUAACAAAUCUAUACAGGAUUGAAACUAUAAUUUUACAUCAAAACUAGAAUGAGGAAUUAUAAAUUAUUGACCAUUAAUCGUGCCAUUUUAUGGCUUUUAUAUUAUCACAAUUAA